UGCUUGGUUAAGAUACCGCCCACCGAAGUAUCUGAUCAUAGGGGCAGACAGGCAGAGAGUGUAAAAUGGCGCACAGCUGUCGGUGGCGGUUCCCUGCUCGGCCCGGAGGGAGCAGCAACUCCGGUACCGGGAGGAGAGCGGGCCGUAUCAGGGUUACUGCCUUUUUGCGGAGCGUGUCCGGAGCCCAGCCGAACGCCGCCGGACUCGGACCCGGGUUUGACGCUGCACUACAGGUCUCCUCGGUUAUCAGGAGCAACCUGCGGAAAUUUCGGGAUGUUUUGGGGGAAUCGAGCGACUCCAGCGGCGCAGAGGAUGAAGCAUUUGAAGGAUUUGGAGCAUCUGAUGAACAAACAGAGAUACGGAGCCCAUCAUCAGCUUCUUCAGAAGGAGCACCCCAGCAGGAGAAGAAGCCCAGAGGCCGCCCGCCACGGACCCUGACUGCUCAAAAAAUUGCUGCCAGUUUAGCUUCCCCCUCGUCUUAUCCCUCUCCGACGCAAGCGAAACCCGACGGCCCUGAAAGGCCAGCAGAGAAAGUGAAAAGGCUUCCCGGGAGGCCACCUGGCACCGGUGAGAAGCGAAGGGGUCGCCCGCCUUCUUCAAGCAGCAAGAGAGCUUGGAGCACGGGCAACCAUGCGGCUCCUGGGGACAGCAGGCAGACUGGGUUUGAGCUGGGUACCGACGCAGAGGACGAGAAGGACAGAAAGGGCAACAAGAGGUUGCCGGGGGGCUCCGGACAGCCUCACGAUACCGAGGCAAAGCUUCCCAAAGGGGGGCGGGGGGAAUCCAAAGCCACCAACCUGAAGAGGCUCACAGAGACAAAAACCACUCCACUCAAAUCACGCCUCAAGACGUUGCCCGGUGCACCCCGACGCAGACGGGGGCGACCGCCGUCCGCUGAGCGGCUCAGAGCUGAAGCGGCGGCUGCAGCACAGCUGUCGGCCUCCAUGGAAGGCGGGGAGGGAAAACACAAAGCUUUUAGGGUCAGAGGAGGGGACAGAGGCACAGAACCACACAGCACAGAAGAGCCCAGGCUACGGAACAUGGAUGGCGCCGGAGACCAGGACUCUUCCACUCUACCCGCCUCCCCGUCUGCCUCUAAACCAGGUAGGCCAGUAGGCCUCAGGAAAAGCCCUCGGCACAGAAAACCUGUCAGAAUAGUGCCCCCUUCCAAACGUACUGAUGCAACCAUAGCCAAACAGCUGCUGCAGCGUGCUAAGAAAGGAGCGCAGAAGCGACUGGAGAAAGAAGCCGUUGGCAUUGGAGGGAGAGGGUCAGGAGCCGGUGAGGCCGGCAUCAGGAAGACCCAACUCAAGAACAUCCGGCAGUUCAUCAUGCCCGUUGUCAGCACUGUCUCCCUCCGCGUCAUCAAAACCCCCAAGCGCUUCAUUCAGGACGAGGGCAGUUUCGGAACGCCAGCGUCCCACGCAAAGAUAGCCCGAUUAGAAACGCCCCCAUCUGCCGUGGCGGUAUCUGCCCAACCUACACCCACCACCUCCUCGUCCCCUUCUCCUGCACUUGUCUCAAUUACAUCCGCCGCUACGAGCAGUGGAGCACCCGCUCCCGUCGAGUCUCUCCCCCCUCCGCCGUCUCCGACCCCCGUCUCCGCGGUCCCCCCGGCAGCUUCCGGUCUGCUCAACAGCAGCGGCAGCACUGCAGCCAACGGGAGGUUCAGCCAUAGCGCGCAGUCUUGCGGCUCAAGCGCCGUAUCGCAGCAUUCCUCGCAGCUUUCCUCCGCGGAGUCGUCCAGGUCCAGCAGCCUGAGCUUGGACGACUCCUCCUCGGACUCGCAGGCCUCUGAGGGCACGCAGGCUCUGUCGGAACCGGAGGAUCACUCUCCUUCCUCGCAAGGGGAAAGGGCGGCCAACCUCUUGAACAGCUCCAGGCCCACCUCGCCUCUUUCCGAGCCAGAGCAUGUGCUGGCGGAGGGGAGUCGCAGGGGCCGGAGAGCACAGGGGGCUGGCCGGGGAAGUCAGAAACAGAGGGGGAGAGAGACCGGCCCGGCAGGGGUUAAGAAGCCCAUCAUUAGCCCACCCACGGGAGUGCUGAUGUCCUCUUCUUCUCUCGGAAACUCCCAGCAGGCUUCAUCCACGGCUUCUUCCCCUUCCUCUCCACCACCACCACCCCCUCUCCUUACUGCUCCGCAGCCUCCCCUGUCUGGUUCCUCCGCCACAGCUGCCAUGAGCGAACACCACCCUCAGCCACCCUGGAUGCCUCACGCCAUCCCUCGCUUUAUGCCCGUGCCACCUGGGCUGCCCAGCUUGUCGGACAAGAGGAGUCGCUCAAUCCUGAAGGAGCCCACCUUCCGCUGGACAUCCCUGUCCCACCCCAAGCAUCAGUACUUCUCCUCUGCUAAAUAUGCCAAGGAGGGCCUCAUUCGAAAGCCCAUAUUCGACAACUUUCGUCCGCCGCCGCUCACAGCCGAGGAUGUGGGGUUGCCGCACCAAGGCGCCACCGGAUCUUCUCCCGCGGUCGCGUUUCCAGCGCCCGGCUCCGGAGCAGGAACCGGGAGCCGCCUGUUUGCCCCCCUCCACCCCCACACGCACCACCAACACCCCUCGUCGUCCCGCUUCGAGUCGCCCCUCCAGAAGCGCUCGCUGCUCCGCGCGCCACGUUUCACGCCCAGCGAGGCCCACUCGCGAAUCUUCGAGUCCGUCACCCUGCAGUCUUCUUCGGGGAGCAGCCCCGGCUCGCUCUCCCCGCACCAGACGCCUCCCAGCUCCAGCAGAACCCUGCGGCGCAAGAGGCGACAUGUCCUGGGGGCGCACCGUGGCCACCCGCGGUCUCCCUCUCACCCCAUGACAAGACGCAGCGUCCAAAUCAAAGUUGCCUCUGAGGUGUCUGCGCUGUCGGGCUCUGCUCCCAGCAGUAACUCCGGCUCUUUGCCGGGGGUCUCUGGAAGUCCAAUAACCACGAGUGCCUUAACGCCUACUCCCUUCAACACCUUCCCCACCGCCCCUCGGGCUCUGCACUCGCAAGGAACACCCGAUCCCAGAAGAGGUGGAGCAGGAAACCCAUCUCCCCUGUCAAACACCUCAUCGUCUGCUUCCUCGCCUCUUUUCCCUCUCUUCCCCUCGGGUGCUCACGACACGGGGCAAGGUGGCGGGAAUGCUGGGAAGGAAAAAGCCGCGUCCGCUCUCCAAGAAUCAGCUCCAAAGGAAAAAGAGAGAGAGUCCGAGAAAAGCCGCGAGAAGGAGAAGGAGAAUAAGAGGGACGCCAGGAAAGACGUGGAGAAGCGAAGUAAGGUACCCACCCCCGACGGCUCCCCAAACGCACCCUCCGGCUUGUUUACCGUCGAUGGGAGGGACUCGGAGGGCGCUGCUGCACCAAAAAAGACUCCCGGGAGAAAGAAAUCGACGUCCGUCGACGCCGUUCCUGACGCUGCGUCUGUAGAAGUCAGAGGGAUCCACUCCUCGUCCGGCGCUAAAGGUCGGCCCAUCAAAAAAGGAAGACCGCCCGAGAAAGGGACAGAGACAGAAGAAGGGGAGAAGGAAAAAGAGAAAGAGAAAAGAAGUACAGCUAACCAGCAGACAGCUAGCCUUCCAGGGCCGCAGGGCAGACAUACGCUUCCUGUCUCCGUGGUGUCGACAGAAGCGGGACAGGAUUCACUGACUGACAAGCGGCUGGUUGGACUGCUAAAGAAGGCCAAAGACCAGCUCAUUGCAAUAAAGAAGAAUAAGCUAAAGCCUGCCGAAGAAACUAAGGUCAAGGGUCAGGAGAGUGACUCGUCAGAGGCCUCUGUCCGUGGUCCACGCAUCAAGCACGUGUGUCGUCGUGCCGCCGUGGCUCUUGGCCGCAAUCGGGCCGUGUUCCCUGACGAUAUGCCCACACUUAGUGCCUUGCCCUGGGAGGAGAGAGAGAAGAUCCUAUCUUCCAUGGGGAAUGAUGAUAAGUCAUCGGUAGCAGGCUCAGAGGAGGCAGAGCCCCAGUCUCCUCCAAUAAAGCCAAGAGAGACGCGACAGAAGACCGUUCAAGAAGUUCCUCCCAAAAAGGGCCGUCGGUCCCGCCGCUGUGGCCAGUGCUCCGGCUGCCAGGUCCCAGAGGACUGCGGGGUCUGCACCAACUGUCUGGACAAGCCCAAGUUUGGAGGGCGAAACAUUAAGAAGCAAUGCUGCAAGAUGAGAAAGUGUCAGAAUUUGCAGUGGAUGCCCUCAAAGACUGCCCAAAAGUCAGGUAAAGGCAAGAAGGACAAGAAAAAGAACAAGUUUUCAGAGAAAAAAGAGGGUUUCAAUCCGGUAAAAGCCCCCAGCUUAGAGUCUGCCCCCAAACCUCUUCCCGCUCCUUCAAAGGACGAUCCCGCUCGGAAAAGCAGCGAGACCCCCCCUUUAAAGCUGAUGGAAGAGAAGUCCAAGCAGUCAUCACCAGCCACCGCCUCGUCCCCGGCCCCGCCCGAACAGGCUCAGACGCCAAGCACGGUCACCUCCCAGCCUCAGUCUCCUCCUCUGACUCCGGACACCAAACAGCUUCCAGUUGCAAGCGGCACCUCCAGUAAAAAGGGACAGAAACCACAACAGUCUCUGCAGGCCUCUUCCCCCACAUCUUCGUCGUCCCCUUCUUCCUCAUCCUCCUCCUCCUCGUCAUCGUCUUCGUCGUCGUCGUCGUCAUCUUCCUCCUCCUCCUCUUCCUCCUCGUCUUCGGCCCAGAACUCCCCCUCCCAGUCCACUGAGUGUCAGCAAGUCCCACAGCAAUGGCCGCCUGCGAGUCAGGGGCCGUCAAAGAAAGACGCUUCGCCCAAGAUCUCUCUGAGUGAACUCAAGAAAAAAUCAGCCCAGCAGCAGAGCUCGGCUCUAACAGUCGACUCAAAAACGGCAAAGAAGCCAACUUUUCGCACCGUUCCUCCAUCUCCCAAACAGAGAACAAAAGACAAGCCGCUGACAACAAAACCGACCAGCAGCAGUACUUUAAACUUGCUAAGCACUCCCUCGACUAGGGACCAGGUGAAGUCCAGAGCUCCCUGCGACGGAGUGCAUCGUAUCAGAGUGGAUUUCAAGAGGGACCAUGACGUGGAGAAGGUGUGGGAGGCCGGCGGACUCAGCCUGCUCACCUCCGUGCCCAUCAGACCCAUAGUGCUCUGCUUCCUGUGUGCGAGCAGUGGAAACGUUGAGUUUGUCUUCUGCCAGGUGUGCUGCGAACCAUUCCAUCUCUUCUGCCUGGGGGAGUCAGAGCGCCCCCUCCAGGAGCAGUUUGAGAACUGGUGCUGUCGACGCUGCCGGUUCUGCCAGGCCUGUGGGCGCCAGCACCAGAAAGCUAAACAGCAGCUGCUAGAGUGCGAUAAGUGCCGUAACAGCUAUCACCCGGAGUGCCUGGGUCCCAACUACCCCAGCAGACCCACCAACAAGAAGAGACUCUGGAUUUGUACCAAGUGUGUGCGCUGUAAGAGCUGCGGAGCCACGAAACCUGGGAAGUCCUGGGAUGCCCAAUGGUCACAUGAUUUCUCCAUGUGUCACGACUGUGCCAAACUAUUUUCUAAAGGAAACCUGUGCCCACUGUGCGAUAAGUGCUUUGAUGACGAUGACUGUGACAGUAGGAAGAUGGAGUGCAGCCGCUGCAAGAAGUGGGUCCAUGCCAAGUGUGAGAAUCUUACAGACGAAGCGUUUGAGCUGCUGUCAAAGCUGCCGCAGAGCGUCGCCUACACGUGCGGCAAAUGCAGCGAGCGCCACCCGGCCGAGUGGAGGGCCGUGCUGGAGAGGGAGCUUCAGGGCUGCAUUCGCAAUGUGCUCAACGCGCUGCUCAACUCGCGCACAUCCACUCACCUGCUACGCUACCGACAGGCGGUGAAGCCUCCGGAGCUGAAUCCAGAAACGGAGGAGAGUCUUCCAUCCCGGCGUUCCCCCGAGGGCCCGGAUCCUCCGGUCCUCACAGAAGUUCCCCCGACCCCUCCCAGCGACUCCCCUCCAGACCUGGAGUCUGUGGAGAAAAAGAUGGAUCAGGGCCGUUAUAACUCACUGGUGGAGUUCAGCGACGACGUGGCGCGAAUCAUUCAGGCAGCCAUCAACGGCGACGGGGGCCAGCCUGAGAGCAGGAAAGCAAACAGUUUGGUCAAGUCUUUCUUCAUACGGCAAAUGGACCGAAUCUUCCCAUGGUUCAAAGUGAAAGAGUCCAGGUUCUGGGAAAGGCAAAAAGUCUCUGCCAACAGUGGGCUUCUCCCCAACGCCGUCCUUCCUCCGUCCCUGGACCACAACUACGCCCAGUGGCAGGAGAGCCAGGAGCUCUGCCGUGCGGUGCACCCCCAUUUCAUGAGAAAGAUCAUCCCAGCUCCGCAGCCCAAGAACCCCGGCGAACUUGAUUCCCCGGCUUCACCUCCUCCGCUACCUCCACCACCUGCACUCUUGCCAGACCACGAUGACACCCCUGAGCCCCCUCCUCCUCCUCCUCCUCCUCCUCCUCCUUCGGGCAUCACUGAUAACAGGCACUGUGUUCUGUGCCUCCAUUACGGAGACGAGAACACCAACGACUGCGGCCGGCUGCUGUACAUCGGUCAGAACGAGUGGGCCCACGUGAACUGCGCUCUUUGGUCUGCGGAGGUGUUCGAAGACGACGACGGCGCUUUGAAAAACGUUCACGCGGCUGUGCUCAGGGGGAGGAAAACGACCUGUGAGCGGUGUGAAAAGACGGGGGCCACGGUGGGCUGCUGCCUCGCCUCCUGCACCGGUAACUACCACUUCAUGUGUGCCCGCCAGUGUCACUGCGCGUUCCUGGAAGACAGGAAGGUCUACUGCCCGAAGCACAGGGACCUCAUCAAAGGAGAGGUGGUGACGAGGUUUGAGGUAACCCGCCGGAUCCUGGUGGACCUCGGAGGGAUUAGCCUCAGGAGGAAGUGGCUGGCAGGGUUGGAGCCUGAAAAUGUCCACAUGAUAAUAGGCUCCAUGACCAUUGACUGUCUGGGAAAGCUGACCGAACUCUCCGACUGCAAACGCAAGCUCUUCCCCGUCGGAUACCAGUGCUCGAGGGUGUACUGGAGCACUUUGGACGCCCGAAAGCGAUGCGUGUAUACCUGCAAGAUAUUAGUUUGUCAUCCCCCGGUGGCAGAGGCUGACGUGAAGAGCGCCAUGGGUCCUGAGGAGAAUCGCACCAUUGCACACAGCCCACCUCCUAUCACAGAGUUUCCUGAUCCAUUUGAGUCACCGAGACGCUCCGAAAACCUCUCGCCUGCAAAUACCCCGAAGCUGAGGGUUUACACCAGAAACAGGCAUCCCAGCUACCCCCCCUGCCAGCGCUCCAUCGACUCCAAACACCUGUCCUCUCUAGAGAGAAUCUCGCUGCCCCACGGCCAGGCUGUGGGAGACUCUCCGGAGAACCCGAGCAUUCGCAGCGUCGACUCCAGGCGUCACAGCUCCCCUUCCCUCUCCCCUCCUCCUCCUCCUCCUCCUCCCCACCAGCUGAACAGGCAGAGAAGCGUGACCUCCUCGGCCCAGCAUUUGUCACGUCCCCUCACCUCGCCGCCUCCUCUCAUCCCCUCCCCGGCCAGAGACCCCGAAAAAUCCAAACACCUCAUCAAAGACUCAAAGAAGAAUCCAGUCCAAAGAGACGGGGACAGGGGUAGAUCCUUCUCCACCGACGGGAACAGGCCGCAGCCGGCGAGAGAACAGGGUCCGAGGGACGCGGACAAGGGAAGGACGUCGAGCCGGGACCAAGCGCCCAAGGAGUCGGAUAAGAGCAGAUCACCCAGAGAACAUGCGCCAAAAGACUUGGACAAGGGUGAAAUGUCAGCCAAAGAGCCAGAAAAGCGGCGAGACUCGGGUCUGAAGGAACCCGAGAGUGGAAGACAGCUGAGCAGAGACCCUUCAAGGGAUUCUGAAAAGGGCCGGCUUGCAAACAAAGACUCGAGCAAUAGAGAAACGGACAAGAAUAAGACCUCCUUUAAAAAUCCUAACCACAAGGGCAUAGACAAAUCUAGGUCUCUCAGCAGAGAGGCGGGACAAAGGGACUCUGAGAAACACAGACAGCGCAGCAGGGACGACGGGAAAGACGCGGGUAAAGAUAGACCGCCGAGCAGGGAUUCUGACAAGGGUAGACCCUCCUCCAGAGAUUCCAGCUACAGAAGCGCCGAGCGAAGCCGAGACUCCGGCUCAGGGAAAGACGGUCAGUCCAGGCGGACCGGAAGUGAGAGCAAGAGUCCAAGAUCGGCGCCUGUCGGCUCAGGACAGGCUUCCCCGCCAGUGGGGACGGCUGCCCUCUCAGGUCAGCAGAGGAGCGGAGGCACCAAACAGGUCGACAAGCAGGCGAGACACGGGGGCAAAGACCACGACGGUCUAGGCUCGCUGCCUCGUCACCGACCCAAUCCGCCCUCCAGCGUCCUCCCGUCCAAGGACAAGCCCAGCUCAGGGAAGGAGAGUAGCAGCACCACUGGAAAUAUCACACUGUCUCCACUACCCAAGGAAUCCGUCGUUGGGAAAUCCGCCUCCCCGCAGAAGUCCAGCGCACUGAAGUCAAACGAUUACUCUCCGGGUCCAGCGGGGAAGGCUCUGUUUUCCUCGCGGACAUCAGUGGAAGACGACGCUGGUAAACGGGGCUCCCUGCACCUGAGCUCCCCGGCUGCCAAAGAUAAACACCCCAAAGUCAAAUCAGCGGGCAGCAGAGAGGCGUCCAAAGACAGAGACCGGGAGAAGACCCACCAGAACAGCAGCAGCAGCAAAGCUCCGCUUCUCAACAACAACAACAGCAACGCAAAAACCACAGGCAGCUCCAACACGCACGCGCCAAACUCCAGCUCCUACAACAGCAAAGCUCCGGCGCUGGGAAACAGCACCAAAGCCCAAGGGAAGCCCCAGGAGAAGCAGCAGAACCAGGGAGAGGGCAGGUCGUCCGCCAAGAGCAGAGACGGCUACCCGUUUCCAGACAGGAAGUACGGCGGCAAUCCAGAAAGCUUCCAGCAGCUGCAGCAGAUUGGUCUGGCUGCAGAGAAAGGCGAGGUGAGCGCGCCUCAGCCUCACGCCAAACCCAAAACCAACCCGCUGUCCGUGUCCUCCAGAGACAAGAAGCGGCCAGUCAAGCCUUCUCCUCUCACUCCGCUCAAGGCCGACGUGAAGUCUGACCCUAACGGGAGGCAGUCUUCCUGUCCUACCAGCACCUCUUCCAACGUCUCCCCUGCUGGACAGGGGACCCAUCGCUCCGCCCCGUCCCCCAUGUUCUCCUCGCCCUCCGCCAGCAGCAGCGACAGCUCCGAGUCCGACGCCCAGACGCAGGCGGAGGAAGACGAGCUGCGCAAAAACCGCCCGCGCCACAGGCUCCGGGACCACCGCGGCCUCCUCUCUCAGUGCACGGCGGAGGAAGAGGAGGAGGAGGAGGAGGACGACGGCGAAGGCCCGGACGACGACAGAGGCAUGGAGGACAAGCAUCACGAGGACGACAGCGACGGCUCCGGGUCCGCCAAGAGGCGUUACCCGCGGCGCAGCGCCCGCGCCCGGUCCAACAUGUUCUUCGGGCUCACGCCGUUUUACGGCGUCCGCUCGUACGGCGAGGAGGACAUCCCCUUCUACGGCAGCGGGGACGGCGCGGGCGCCGUGGUCAAGCGGAGGACCGGCCGACGGAAGAAGUCCGCCGAGGGGCAGGUGGACGGAGCGGACGACAUGAGCACCUCGUCCUCGUCCGCGGACAGCGGCGAGGAUGAGGACGGCGGAAUGAAGAGCAGGGGCACAGACUCUUACUACUACAACUUCACCCGGACGAUAAUCAACCCCGGUCUUCCGUCCAUAGAGGGCUUGGACGAUUGCUUGGGACGGGGGUCCCAGCUUCAGCGCUUUCUGAAAGACGAGGAGCAGCAGCAGCAGAGGGCUCAGGGGAAAACGGAGGAGGACAUGCUGAGUUCUUUGACUUUGGGCAAACAUCAGAUCGGACAGGUUGACGGCGUGGACGACGGCUCCGAGAGCGACACCAGCGUCUGCACCACCAGCACCACGGCCACGACGGCCACCUCCUCCUCCUCCACCCUGCAGAAGAGCGCCCCUAAGAGGAGGGGAAGGGAGAGGCACGCCGACAAAAGCGACUCGCAUGAUUCGAGUAAGGAGGUCGACGGCGGCGGAGGUGCGGGAAGCGGGAACACGCGCGAGAGCCGAAAGAACCAGAAGGAAAACUGUCUUCCUCUUGGCGGGGGGGUCAAAUCCCAGCCCCAGAGUCAGGGUCAGGAUCCCCUUGAGGCCCAGCUCUCCCUCAGCACAGACCUGCUCAAGUCCGACUCCGACAACAACAACAGCGACGAAUGUGGCAACAUUUUGCCGUCGGAUAUCAUGGAGUUCGUGCUGAACACGCCCUCCAUGUCUCUGCCGGCUCUGGGCCAGCAGUCGGAGCCGUCGUCCUCCGAGCUGCUGCUGGACGAGUCCUACGACCUCAACAGGCGCAAAGACAUCCUGUUCGACGACUUCUCCCAGCCGAUGGCGAGCGCCGAGAGCGCAGGGGUGGUGGAGGCCGGCGUCAGCAGCUCCAUGUCGGUGGAGGAGCCGUACCUUCCCCUGGAGCUGCCGUCGGACCUCUCCGUUCUGACCACGCGCAGCCCGUCUGUCGGCGCCAGCCAGAACCACUCGGCCGGCGGCCUCAUCUCAAACGCCUCGGACGGCGCCAUCCUGGGCUUGAACUCCGACUCGGAGAGCAUGGGCGCGGAGAAGAGCGGCGAUAAGAAAGCGCCGGGGCCCAGCGUGUCGCCGUCUGACAGCCGGCACGACGGGGCGGCUUUAACCAACCGGGACGCCCAGGCUGCAGAGGGACACAUGACUCCGGAGCAGUUCAUUUCCAGCCCUGCUAUUGGUCAGGGGGUCGAAACCUCAGGCAACCAGGAUGCGAACAGGAGCUCUGGCUCGUCUGGUUUGCCGAGUUCUCCUUCGAUGCCUCUUCAGGGCCAGAAAUACCUCGCCGCCGCCGCUGCAGGUAGUCCCAGUCCAGUCUCCGGUCCCGGACCUUCCCAGGCUCAGGUCUCCAGCGCGGCGGUCAUCAAACCGGGCCCCGACAAGCUCAUCGUGGUCAACCAGCAGUUCCAGCCUCUCUACGUGCUCCAGCCGGUGCCCAACGGCGUCGCCCAGAAGAUCGGCGCGGCGGGGGUGAUGGAGACCACCACCUCCGCCGUGCUGAGCCCCAUGACCAUCACCAGAGGCCUGAACACGGGUCUGUCUCCGGCGCAGCCCAUUUUCCCCGCCGGCGGCAAAGUCCUCGGCGCCAUCCCUCACCCCUCUCAGAUUCACACGUUCGCCGGCUCCACGCAGGCGGGCUUCCAGACGGGCAUACCCAGCACCACCUCAGGCCUGCUCAUAGGACUCCCCUCCCAGCCGUCCGACCAGUCCCCCAUCUUGGUCUCGGAGGCCGGUCGCCGGCACGAGCUCGGCCCCAACGUCGCCAUCGUCUCCAGUCACUCCUCCCUGACGUCCUCCUCGCCCGCCCUCGCCUCCUCCCACGGCAAGAAGAGGCCCAUCUCUCGUCUGCCGAGGAAAAACAAGAAGCCCGCCCGCUGCCGCAGCCAGCCGGCCCUGGCCCCGUCUGACGUGGGCCCUCCCAACAUGACUCUCAUCAACCUGUCUUCCCAGCAGAUCACCGCGAGCAUCCCGGGACAAGCCGGCGGCCUGGUCGAGCUGAGCGCCAUCUCCCCGUCUCAGCGCAAAGUCCCCAACAUUAUCAAGAGGCCAAAGUCGGGCGGGGUCAUGUACCUGGAUCCCACGGCCCUCAUCCAGCAGAGAAUCCCCGGUCCCGCUCAGGCCGGCAUCCUUAGUCACGACUCCACCGCUCACAUCCUGCCCUGCUCGGUCGCCGGCCUCAACCCGAGCCAGUCGGUGUUGAACGUGGUCUCCGUCCCGCCCAGCGGGUCUGCGGGGAUCCUGGCGUCCGGCUCGGUGUCUCUCUCCACCCCCGUGCUGAGCUCCGCGGAGAUCGCCGGGCCGAUCAGCAACCUGCUCUUCAAAGCCAAUCCACACGGCCUGGGACUGUCGGACCAGCCCGUGGUCCUCCAGCCAGCGGGGGGCGCUCCCCUCCUGUCCCAGCUCGCCUCCCCCGUUCAGACGUCCAUCGCCAGCAGCAUCUGCGUCCUGCCGACCAGCAUGGCGGUCGCCCAGCACGGAGAGGCGGAGGGCGGCGGCGUCCACCUGCAGCACCAGGCUCAGCCCGUGAGCAGAGUCCAGACCGCGGACUGCAGUCAGAACCGUAACGCCGCUCUGUCCCCCGGCCCAUCCGCCCACCUGAGCCCCACCAAGGCACGCGUUGUCGGGCUCUUCACUCAGAAGCAGAGCCCUCUGCACUCCCAGGGCGGCAGAACAAACGCCGCUCCCAGAUCGUCGGAUCAGAAACCGACCAACCCGGCGACGGCUUCAGGUACAGAGAAAAGCAAAAGGAAAGUAAAGAGGGGCAGACAGAGUCCAGACAUCACCAGCGGGAAGAAGCUGAAGGCCCAUCAGGCCAACGAAUAUCACGGCAACCCCGGAAAACAGCCGCCGUCUUCAAACCCGAGAGAGGUGAACUCUCCCGAACCCAUGGACACCGGCAAGCCCUCGGAUAAGGCGGCCAACAAGAACGUGUUGAGUAAAAAGAAGACGUCCGACGGACGCGCUCUCCCGGGGAAAAUGGCGGAGAAGGACAAGCCACCUGCAGCUGGCGAGGCUGGGUCUUUUCCGGCAGCGUCGCCACCCGGCGAGGACGGCGACGGUGCCGAUGCCGGCUUGGACGGAAAACCCAAGAAGGGCAUCGUCUUUGAGAUCUACAGCGAGGACGGCUUUCACGUUCGCUGUGAGAGCAUCGAAGAGGCCUGGAAGUCCCUGACUGAUAAGGUGAAGGAGGCUCGCUCCAAUGCACAACUCAAAGAGCUUUCCUUUGAAGGUGUGAACGGGCUCAGGAUGCUGGGGGUGGUCCACGAAGCCGUGGUCUUCUUGCUGGAGCAGCUGUACGGAUCCAGACACUGCCGGAGCUACCGCUUCCGCUUCCACAAGCCAGAGGAGACCGACGAACCUCCCCUCAACCCCCACGGCUCGGCUCGCGCAGAAAUCCAUCACAGGAGGUCCAUGUUUGACAUGUUCAACUUCCUGGCCUCAAAACAUCGCCAGCCCCCCGAGUACCGGCCCCAGGAGGAAGACGAAGAGGAAGGGCAGCUCAGGAUAGCCCGGCGGGCCUCCAUGGAGCUGCCGCUCGCUGCGAGGUUCAAACAGCUCAGAGCCACCUCCAAGGAAACGGUUGGAGUCUACAGGUCGCCCAUUCACGGCCGCGGCCUCUUCUGCAAAAAAACCAUCGAGGCCGGGGAAAUGGUGAUCGAGUACUCCGGGAACGUGAUCCGCUCCGUGCUCACCGACAAGCGGGAGAAGUACUACGACGGAAAGGGGAUCGGCUGCUACAUGUUCCGCAUCGACGAGUACGAGGUGGUGGACGCCACCGUGCACGGCAACGCCGCCCGCUUCAUCAACCACUCCUGCGAGCCCAACUGCUACUCGCGGGUCGUCGCCGUCAGCGGCCAGAAGCACAUCGUCAUCUUCGCCUCGCGCCGCAUCUGCCGCGGGGAGGAGCUCACGUACGACUACAAGUUCCCCAUCGAGGACGCCAACAGCAAGCUGCCCUGCAACUGCGGCGCCAAGCGGUGCCGCAAGUUCCUCAACUGAUGCCCCCCCCCCCAAACGACUGGAAAAGGGAUCGCUCUGCGGCGGGAUGCUCUGCUGCCGUGCAGCGUCCCGCCCGUUUACGGUUUUAAGCUACAAACGACACCAGCUGCUGCAGGCGUCGGCGGGAAACGGCACCUGCGGGUGGCGCCGUCCCCGCGGAAAGGGCCAUAUGUAGAAGUCAUAACAUAUUGUGCCUCCUUUUUGUCUAAUUUAUAUUCGGCGUUGAAAGUUUCACCUCGAUAGGUGAGUAAAGAGACACGACAUUGCAAUAUUACCUUUUACUAUAUUUGGAUAGUUUUCCCUUCAUGUUUUUUUUUGUUUUGUUUUUGUUUGUUUUCUACAUUGGCCAAUCCUUAAUUUUACGGUCUACUAAUGUGAACUUUGAAGGAAAGGAUAAAAAGAUAUCAAAGAACUUGGAUCCGUUUUACACCAAAGUGCAAUUUGUUGAAGGGACUUGAAACUGAUUUACUUUUAUUUUUUUUUAUUAUUAUUAUUUUUAUUGGAGGUUGAAUUAGGACCCUGUUUUUUUAUUUUAUUUUUCUCCAGUGUUAUGGAUGCAUAUCUCCUUGUCUCAGUGUGCCCUGAUGCCUUCAGAGCUAAAAACCUUCCCCUAAAGUUUUCAAGCGUGUAUUAGACCCUGUAAAUACGCCUGAUAGGAGCUGUACAGGUGGAAACACUAGGGGGAGCCACGGUUGCAGGAAAAGGAAGAAGAAGAAAAAAAACAAAAACAAACCAAGACAUCAGGGAAGAAUAGUUCAUAAGAGAGACGUUUAUUUUUUACCAUUGCUGUAAAAGAGGUGUCCUCUGAUUCAGUCUCAGCUGGUCGGCUGGAAGCGAGUCCGAGAGUUCGGCAGCUAGAGAUUCUGGUGGACUGACAGCCAAAGGGACCAGAGAAAACCUACUGAUGUGCUUGAAUAGACAUACUUAAAAUUAUUUCUAUUAUUCUGUUUUUUUCUUGGGGCUUCAUCCGAAUGAUGCAGGAGCGCACAGACAGGAGUUUGGGGUCUGUGAAUGUCUCUGGUCGUGGUUAGCUGGGACGUUCCAAAAUCACAGCAGCAAGAGAACCAAACGCCAUCCCCUUAAAUUGAAUUUUCAUGCAGCUAAACCCCACCCCCCCCUUCUUCUUCUCGGGCCUGUUGUGAUAUCCAUUAUUAUGGAGAGUUUUUUUUCUUUUUUCUUUUUUUUCUUUAAUUAUUCGUUGUUUGUUAUCUGUUUUUUUUUGCUACAGACAGGGAAAUACCAUGCUCGCUUUUUGGAAACAAACCCAAUGUAAAUAAUGUAUAUUUUUUUACAAAAAAAGAAAAGAAAAAAAGAGAGAAUUAAAAGCACUCACUAGUGAAUAGCACUUAAUAAUGGUAUUUAUAUUUUUUAAAGAUUCAUAUUUAUUUUAUUGCCAUUUUUGUAGGAAAUAGAGGUUUACAAACACUAAUGCUUGGUCGAUAUGUUUUGUAUUCCACUGCCUUUUCAAAGUUUUUUUUUCUUUUCUUAUUUUUUUUUCUUAUUAUUUGGAGCCUGAAUGUUUUUUUUUCUUUGAAUCCAAAGACUGACACUGGUCUGUGGCUUGGUUCCCGUUUAGUUCAGUCCACCAGUAGCUCUUUAUCUACGUCAGGCCGUUUGGCCAGAGCUGAUGUUUAUUCUUAUUUUUUUUUUAUUUUCUACAUUUUCUUUUUAAAACGUCCCAGUUGUAGCUACUGGUACGGCCGUCAUGUGAACUAUUAUUAUUAUUAUUAUGCACUUGAGAGAGUUUGGAUUGUGGAGCUAUGGCAAGAUAUCUCCUCUCUCCAGCCUUAUCGUCUCCACACCACGUCGAUCGGAGAGUCGAGUCGCGCUCGCUGCUAUCGAAUCCGUUCUGUGAUCAGCCAAGAGGUCCGCUGGCUUACAGCUAAUUGGAAAUAAAGAAAUAAGCUACCCAUAUUUGUCAAAAAUGUAUAUCGCGCUCUGGAAAAGUAUUCUCUUUCACUUUUUUUUGCCACCUAACAACCACAAACUUGCACUUGAUUUGGAUUUUUUUUUUUUUUUUUUUUUUGACGGAGCAGCACAAAGUGGUGCAUCAGGGCAAAGUGAACCGUUUACAGAACCUGCGUGUCGUCCGUCAUAUGCCUCUACCACGUUUGCACAUCAAGAGACCGACAUUUUUUUUUUCCCCCAAUCAUUUUUAUCCCGUCACGCCUGAGCCGUCUUCCACAUCCGUGAGACGUCCUCCUCAUGGCUUGUGGGAAAACAGCGGAGCGGGACUUGUUUUCCGUCUCUCGGCUCGCCGCUCCCCGAUUCUAAACUAAUAGUUGACGGAUUCUGCCACAUCCUCAGGAGCUACCAUCAGGCUUCUUGGCUGCUUCUCAAAAUCAAGGCUCUCUAUGCAAGGUGUGUCGGCGCUGCUGGACAGCCACGUCUCGGACGCUGGUCACUGAUUGGCUGGAUUCUGAAGACACUCGGUUGCUCCGGCUUUUACGAGUAAAAAAAAGCUUUUUUAGUUAUGAACUGCUUUUCUGUGAGAUCCCAGUGAAAUGCACAGAAGUUUGAGGUCGUUGCGUGACAAAAAAAAAAACGGGACAAAGUGAAUACUUUUCCACGGCACUGCGUAAGCCCCUCUGCAGACUUACAAUAAGGAGGUGCCUUUAUUUUAACUUUUAUCAACAGCAGUCAUAGUCAUAUCUCCGUUGAGCCACUAAAAGAAAAAAA
Messenger RNA from Fundulus heteroclitus (mummichog), 16235 nucleotides. RefSeq names its product lysine (K)-specific methyltransferase 2A (gene kmt2a). The record is from RefSeq and is a predicted model, not a curated record. Gene Ontology annotation, cellular component: histone methyltransferase complex; nucleus. Gene Ontology annotation, biological process: positive regulation of DNA-templated transcription. Gene Ontology annotation, molecular function: histone H3K4 methyltransferase activity; protein binding; DNA binding. The transcript has 34 exons. Lineage: Eukaryota; Metazoa; Chordata; Actinopteri; Cyprinodontiformes; Fundulidae. Bases 66 to 13556 code for a protein of 4496 amino acids.